CUAAACAUUAAACCCUAGAAAUGGAGCCUGAAACGACGCCGCUUUUGUUAACUGAUGUUAGUGGUCAUGUGGAGAAUAAGUAUAAGUCUAUUUGGAAUGAUUUUUGUGAGGAAUCGAACCGGUUAUGGAAGAUAGCCGGACCGGCUAUCUUCACUGCUUUAUGUCAGUAUUCACUUGGAGCUCUUACACAGACAUUUACCGGUCUGGUUGAUGAAGUUGAUCUCGCCGCCGUCGCCGUUGAAAACUCCGUCGUCGCCGGUUUUGCUUUUGGCUUCAUGUUGGGAAUGGGAAGUGCACUGGAAACAUUAUGUGGGCAAGCAUUUGGUGCAGGACAAAUUAGGAUGCUUGGUAUUUAUAUGCAGAGAUCAUGGGUCAUCUUGUUAACCACAGCUUGCAUUCUAUCUGUAGUCUACGUUUUCGCAACUCCAAUUCUAUUGUUAGUUGGAGAGACAGAGGAAAUCUCUGCUGUUGCAGGGAAAUUUGCACUAUGGAUGUUGCCUCAGCUGUUUGCUUAUGCUUUGAACUUCCCAAUACAAAAGUUCUUGCAGGCUCAGAGGAAGGUGUCAGUUAUGGCAUGGAUUUCGUUUGCUGUUCUGAUUUUCCAUGCUUUCUUUUCAUGGUUACUCAUUCUCAAGUUGGGUUGGGGUUUAGUAGGAGCUGCUAUUACACUUAAUACCUCAUGGUGGCUUAUUGUCAUUGGUCAGCUUGGUUAUAUCUUCUACACUAAAUCAGAUGGUGCAUGGUCUGGCUUUUCUUGGCUAGCUUUUUCUGAUCUUUGGGGAUUUAUCAAGCUUUCUCUUGCAUCUGCUGUCAUGUUAUGCUUGGAAUUCUGGUACUUGAUGCUCAUCAUUGUGAUUACUGGACAUCUGAAGAAUCCAUUGAUUCCUGUUGAUGCAGUCUCCAUUUGCUUGAAUAUUCAAGGAUGGGAUGUUAUGAUAGCAUUAGGAUUUAAUGCUGCCAUAAGCGUGAGAGUAUCGAACGAGCUUGGAGCAGGAAAUGCAAAAUUGGCGAAACUGGCGGUUUGGGUGGUUUCUGUAACUUGUAUGGUCAUAGGUGUGAUAUGUUUCGCGGUCGUGUUAGCCACUAGAGAAUAUUUCCCUUAUCUCUUCACUAACAGUGAUGCAGUGGCUAAAGAGACUAGCAAAGUAGCCAUCAUGCUUGCUUUCACAGUUCUCUUAAAUGGGCUUCAACCAGUUUUAUCAGGUGUUGCUGUUGGUGCUGGAUGGCAAGCUUUAGUUGCUUAUAUUAAUAUUGGCAGCUAUUAUAUUGUUGGAUUGCCUGCCGCUAUAUUACUAGGAUUUACUCUUAAUCUUGGACCUGAGGGAAUUUGGGCAGGAAUGCUUGUAGGGGUUGUCCUGCAAACUAGUAUAUUGAUUUGGGUUACAUCCUCGAGAAACUGGAUAAAAGAGGCAAAAGAAGCGGAAAGUCGAGUGCAGAAAUGGGGAGGUUCAUCUGUGAUCCCGGAAGAAUGAUUGUUCCCUUUUUAUUAGGAAGGAGAUUGAUUGAUGAGGAAGGGUGAAAAGAGUUGUUCCAUGGAUGAAUUAUUGAGGGAUGAUGAACAAAUUAAGUGUGAACAACAUUGUUGGAGAUUAUAAAGUAAAAGAACAAAAAAAUUGUUGGGUUUUUGUUGGUUUAAGGUAAUAAGUGUAGAGACUAGAUUAUGGAUUUUGCAGUAAUUUAUUAGGUUUAGUGGCUACAUUUAUGCCUCUAUCUGCAGUUUGCUGUAAUGAUGUACUUCUAUCACCAAAAUAAGUCACAAAUUUGAGAUGCUACAA
Messenger RNA from Impatiens glandulifera, 1775 nucleotides. RefSeq names its product protein DETOXIFICATION 33-like. Lineage: Eukaryota; Viridiplantae; Streptophyta; Magnoliopsida; Ericales; Balsaminaceae. Bases 21 to 1472 code for a protein of 483 amino acids. The transcript is spliced from 8 exons. Gene Ontology annotation, molecular function: antiporter activity; xenobiotic transmembrane transporter activity. The record is from RefSeq and is a predicted model, not a curated record. Gene Ontology annotation, biological process: xenobiotic detoxification by transmembrane export across the plasma membrane. Gene Ontology annotation, cellular component: membrane.